Gossypium arboreum is the source of this 3816-nucleotide messenger RNA. RefSeq lists its product as uncharacterized. Lineage: Eukaryota; Viridiplantae; Streptophyta; Magnoliopsida; Malvales; Malvaceae. Bases 776 to 2077 code for a protein of 433 amino acids. The transcript has 3 exons. The record is from RefSeq and is a predicted model, not a curated record.
GACAAAGACUAACAUAUGUUUAUCCUUAAUUACUUUGUCUUCUUCUCUAGAAAAAUUCCCACCUUAUAUUUAACCACAAAUUAACACUACUUUGAGAAUAAAUGUGAGAUAGUCAGAUCCAUAUUCGCAAAAGCACCAACAUUCUUUCCCACUACCCACUGCAGCAUAUCGAGAAAUUCUUCAGAAUUCGAAAGCUUUUCUGUCUUCAUUUUUACCCUUUUUGUUUUUUGCUUCUCUUUGUUUGCUUUAGUUUUAAACUCUUCAAGCUUAUUCAGAGAAGCCUUACUGAGUUUGGAAUUGGGUUUUACUUCUGUGUCUGGAAUUUGCAUUGUUAGUGUAGUUUCUGUCGCUGGGAACUUGUUUUGCUUUGUUGGGAUUAUAGUUUAUGAUACAGCGUUGGUUUUUGAGGCUAAAGGUUGAUCAACGGUGGACUUUUGGCUAGUUCUGUGAGUGGGUUUUGGUUGUAGAGGGUAGAAAUCGUGGGGUAAGAUUCUACAAGUGAUCUUUUCAAUAGUUUACAGCUUACCAAUUUCUGAAAGCUGGGAAUUUUGUUUUGAGAACCAGAAACUGUGACGGUUUCUAUAUGGCCUUCUCAAGUGAAGUAUGCAUAUUUUGCUAAAUUUCAAUAGAUUUUAGAUGUGGGUUUUAGUUUCCAGAAGCUGAUAUUGUCUUUGGAAUUUAGAAUUUUAUACUUGUAUAUAGGUUUCACUUGAUACCUUAUCUGUAGAGAUGUUUAAUACAAGCUUGCAAAUGUCACUGAAUUGCCAUCUCAAAGAUGUUUAAUACAAGCUUGCAAAUGUCACUGAAUUGCCCAUCUCACUUAUCAGUGUCUGUAACUAGGCAGAGAAAUGUUUGUAAGAGAAGGUUGAAUCCGGUUCUAGCUGUGCCCCCGUCCUCAGUGAUCUUACACACUGAUGAAAGUGGGGAAUUUCCUGAAUCUAGGAACAGUUCUAGUUCAAGUAAUGCUUCUUUAAGCAGCUGUGCUGGGUCCUUGCUUUGUCAUCCUAAUACUGUGGGGAUAAUGGGAGGAGGAUCUGUUGAUUCUACUCUCAGUUUCAUUAGAAAACUUGUUCAUUGGAGUAAAGAAAAUGAAGAGACUUGCAUGCCCUUUGUUCUUUGCUCUGAUCCAGUGUUGAAUAGGGAGCUUUUAUCCCUGGAGAGGAAUUCUUCUACUCUCUGCAGUAGAAAUGCACGUUCGCAAUUUGAUCAUAGCCCGAUUGUCGAAAAUUUACUAAGUAAAAGAGUUUUCCUUGAGAAAUCAGGAGCUCAGUGCAUUGUAGUGCCUUGUCAUAUUUCACACUCAUGGCAUGAUGAAGUGUUUAAGGGAUGUUCUAUUCCUUCCCUUCACAUGGCUGAGUGUGUUUCCAGGGAGCUUAAGGAAGCCAAGUUGAAGCCACUAGAAGCUGGGAGCCCUUUGCGGAUAGGGGUUCUUGCCACCGAUGUGACUUUAGAAGCAGGGUUUUACCAAGAGAAACUGCAGAAUGAGGGAUUUGAGGUUGUGCUGCCAGAUAAAGCAACCAUGGAGCACACUGUAAUCCCUGCAAUUGAUGCUAUAAAUAGAAAAGACAUGGAAGGGGCACGAAAUCUGCUGAGAAUCGCUCUCCAAGUCCUCUUGGUGAGGGCAGUUAACACUGUUAUCCUUGCGUCCAAUGAUAUGUGUGAUCUUUUGCCACGAGAUGAUCCACUUCUUAAGAAAUGUAUUGACCCAAUGGAUGCAUUGGUCAUGUCAACUAUCAAGUGGGCACAACAAGCUGUGAAGGAAGCCGAUUUGUUGAAAAGAAAAGAACCCAUCAUCUUCAACAUUUGCAGCUUCGAGAACCCAGAUAUCAACCCUCUUGGGAUUCUGAUGCCAUCAAGUAAGUACUCCAAUUUCAAACAUUUCAGCUUUUCUAAAGCCUUCAAUUCAGUUGGUAGCUGUCUUAUACCUGUAUAUGAUAGAUCCAAAUACUCUAGAGAUGCAAGUUUUGAGAUUCCCACCGGCAAUUCUCUUAUACCUCUAUUAGCUCUAAAACAUAGAAUUUUUAGACCAGACAUAAAUUGGAAGAAGUCAUUGUGGAUCACCUUUAACUGGUUUUGAUUGAGAAACAAAGUUUGAAGAUCAGGACAGUAAGGUGGUUCGUUUAGAGCUUCGAUCUUAUUUUGCAUCAAUGACAUUCUUUUUAUACCUCUCCAUUUUCCAACCUCAGGCACUUGAGUCAAUUCAUAUCCAGCUCGAACAAAAAACUUCCACUUGUGUGCAUAAAGCCUACAUGCUAUCCACAAACACAUAUCACGAAUUACAUCAUGCAUUUUCACUGUCGAGUCACUUACUUCUUCCAAUAAACAUGAAUGAAUAAGAGAACCAAUGAUUUGAUGGCCUUGCUUUCGAGCUUGACUAAUGCUUUCAUAUUCAUCCAUAAACCCUUCUACUAUGCAGCAAUCUAUGAAAAUUUCUUUCGGAAUUCGGUAAUCUUCUGGGAAUAAACUACAAUAUAAAAGGCAACAACGAACCAAGUCAUUUGGUAAACAAUCGAAACUGAAUUUUAGAAGUGGAUAUACCACUUCAUCCAUAUCUGGAAAAACGGAAUUAGCUGAUCUCUUCAAGACUUGAAUUGCAUAUUCCCAUUCUUCAGGUGUUCUCUUGCAAGCCAUGGCUCGACCGAUGGUGAUGAGUGCAAGAGGCAAUCCUCCACAUUCUCUGGCCACUUCAUGAGCUAGGUCUCGAAUGUUUGGAUGACCAUCAAGGAUAUCAUUGCCAACAUGUUGUUCAAACAAUUCCCAAGCCUGUUCUUCUGUCAAACAUUGAACUUCAAUCAUCUUAUGGGCUCUCAUUUGGCCACACACCUCAUUAGAACGAGUUGUAAAGAUUAUUUUGGAACCAUUUUCAUAGGUUGGGAGAGGUAUCCCUACCUUUAAUACAUCAACUCGUUCCCAUACAUCAUCCAUCAGCACUACAAAUUUCUUCUCUCUUAGAACUCUGAAGACAUCCAUAGCUUUCUCUUCAGCAGAUUUUUCUCCCCACAUUCCACUAAAAAGGCCUAUCCUCUUUGCAAUGUCGUCUUGAACCUUUGCAAUCCUAAACCCUUUAGACACCAUUACCCAUAUCACCAUAUCAAAUCCAUUGGAUGGAACACUGAUCUUGUUAUUGAUUUCAGUCAAGAUCCUGGUCUUACCAACCCCACCAACCCCAUAUAUACCAACAAUCCUCGCAUGUUUUUCUUCAAGGAUGCUCCACACCUUAUUCAACAUAGAUUCCAUGCCUACGGAAGAGUCGCACGGUCUUUCAACCGCCAGAGCUGCGGGUACCUCCAUAGCAACCACCUCAAAAGCUCCUUUUCUUUUUAAAACCUUAACAUCGUGGAGUCUUUUGACCACCGUUUUGCUAAAUUUGAGGGUAGACCUGUAAUUCAUGGAGCAACAGCCUCCCAUACAUAGGUUCUUCAUUUCUUUUUUACCAUCUAUAAUUCGUUGAUCAACUUCGUUUAUCAUAGUUGCAGUUCUUGAAAGCCAUCCUUGAACUUGGUUUAAUGGCUUCAGACAUUGCUGUUCAGCAAUGUUAACCUUCCUAAUCACAUCGGCCCUUUGCUCCUUUAAUUCGUCCAAAGCUGUCUUCAACUCAGAAAGGCUUUCUUCAAGCUGGUAUGUGUAGAUUGCUUGGCCGGCAACACAAUCCCAGCAGCCGCUGGUUAUUUUAUCACAACACAUUAAUUCAAAAGAGAAAAUAUUACCCAUAGUUUAUGGUAGAUUGAUCUAAGGAAAAUUGUAUCGAAAGAGAAGAAGAGUGAUUAAUGAAAGGGAUGAAGAACAAGGAUGAGUCUACUUUAUAGUCAUCAUAAA